Vidua chalybeata is the source of this 2878-nucleotide messenger RNA. Its product is annotated as calpain-5-like. The coding region runs from base 915 to 2849 and encodes 644 amino acids. Gene Ontology annotation, biological process: proteolysis. Gene Ontology annotation, molecular function: calcium-dependent cysteine-type endopeptidase activity. The transcript is spliced from 15 exons. NCBI's taxonomy places the organism in Eukaryota, Metazoa, Chordata, Aves, Passeriformes, Viduidae. The record is from RefSeq and is a predicted model, not a curated record. Gene Ontology annotation, cellular component: cytoplasm.
UCAAACUGCUUAAAUUAGAAAGAAUAGAGUAAACAUGUAGGAUUUAAGUUGAAUCUCUGCUGGAAACUAUCUCAUGGUUUAUUAAUAAAUUGCCCCAUGAAAUUAAGUGAAUAAUAGGUGAACAUAUCUCUGGUGGGACACAAGAACCUGGCAGUGGAGUGUGCAUGCAUGUGAUGGGCAGGAAUUUCUGAAGGUACGACCAGGCUCUGAGCUCAAGGUGCUGAACAUACAGAUGUGGGGUAUAGAAGACCUUGUGAAGGCAAAAGUUCUGGUGGUUCCUUGUGCUGUGGUGUCUCUUUACACAACAGGCUGGCUCUGGGCUCUGCUUUGCUGCUGAGGCUGCAGGAGGAGUCAGCUUUGGAAGGCAGCAUCUGGAGCAGGGGAGAGCAUGGUGGAGCACUGCUCAGGGGGUGCCUGCAGGCUGUGCAGGAGAGCAGUGAGGAAAUUCGGGACACCGGGAGAUGCAGCACAGUCAUGGAUGGAAACCAGUUCAUCCAGAGGAGGGGACACAUCCACCAAGGAAGCUAAAGGCUGCGGGGCUCAUUCAAGCAUUUCAGCCUGGCCUUAUCUCCUUCAAGAGUUCGUUCACGGUUCGCGCCGCAGCUGAUGGUUUGUGAGUCAGGAGCACACGAGGCUCUGCACUUUUGGUCAGCUCGGUGUCCCUGGGACAUCCCUGGAAGAGUUCUCCCACCACACACCCCCCUGGAGAUGUGACCGUGGUACAGCCCAGAGAACUGCUCCUUAAGAAUCCGAGGGAUCCGUGUUUGCAGGAGCCACUCUGGAGUUCCUUGUGCCCCAGCAGCGGCUGAGCCCAGCCAGGCAAGGAAGGGGAGAUACAUCUCUAAUUCCAGCCUGUGUCCAGAAGGAAAAGGGAAGGACCUGACACACAGGACCUUUCCAAACAGGACAGGAAGAUGUCUUCAUCAGUGCAGCUCUUCCGAGAUCAGAGGUACCACGAGCUGAAGGGGCAGUGCCUCCAGCAGGGCCGGCUCUUUGAGGAUCCUGAGUUUCCAGCCUCGGAUGAAUCCCUUUACUACGACUCAGCAGCAAAAGGGAAAGUGGAAUGGAAGCGGCCAAAGGACCUCUGUGAAGACCCCCACCUGCUUGUGGAUGGAAUGAGCUCCCACGACUUCCACCAGGGCAAGCUGGGGAACUGCUGGUUUGUGGCUGCGUGCUCCUGCCUGGCUUUGAGGAAAAGCCUCUGGCAGCAGGUGAUUCCAGACUCUAAGGAGCAGGAAUGGGACCCCAAAAACCCAAGGAAAUACGCUGGGAUUUUCCGUUUCCGUUUCUGGCGCUUUGGAGAGUGGACAGAGGUGGUGGUGGAUGAUCUGCUGCCAACAGAGGAUGGGGAGCUCAUCUACUGCCGUUCCAACGUGAGAAAUGAAUUCUGGAGUGCUUUGCUGGAGAAAGCUUAUGCGAAGCUGGCUGGAUCCUACCAAGCUCUGGAUGGAGGCUGUGCUGCAGAAGCCCUGGUGGAUUUCACUGGAGCAGUGGCAGAAUCCAUUAAUUUGGAAGAGGGCAAAUAUGGUGAGGUUAUUUCUGAGCAGAUGAAGCUGUUUGAAGACUUGAUGAAAGUGCAUAAAAGAGGAGGGUUCAUCAGCUGCUCCAUUUCGGAGGCCCCUGGCCGGCCCAGUGAAGCAGAGACAGGCAUGGGGCUGAUCGUGGGCCAUGCCUACUCCGUGACUGCCAUCAGGAAGCUGCGCCUCGGGGAGAGCCUCGUCUUCUCCUUCAAGGCAGAAAAGCUGUUCAUGAUCAGGCUGAGGAAUCCCUGGGGCAAAAAAGAAUGGCACGGUGCUUGGAGCGACAGUUCUGAAGAGUGGAAGAAAGUCAGCGACUCUGAGCGCAAGAAUUUGGGGCUCACCGUUAAGAACGAUGGAGAGUUCUGGAUGACGUUUGAGGACUGGUGUAAGAAUUUCACAGAUGUGGACAUCUGCAGGACUGUGAACACCUCCUGCUUCAGCCUCCACAAGACCUGGGAGAAGGAAAUUAUGUAUGGGGCUUGGGCAAAGCAUCCAGAGCCUCUGCUGAACCGAUCUGGGGGCUGCUUUGAUAACAGAGAGACCUUCCUGCAGAACCCCCAGUACCUCUUUGAUGUUAAGAAGGCCCAGGACAAAGUAUUGGUGUCAUUACAGCAGGAGGAUCGCCGCAAGUACAGGAAAGAAGGGAGAGGAGACAACAUCACAAUCGGCUUUGAAAUCCUCAAGGUGGAGGACAACAGAAGGUACAGGCUGCACAAGCUCACGGUGCAGGAGAGAGUGGCCACAUCUCCCUACUCCAACACACGCAGCGUGUUCCUGAGGAGGACCCUCCAGCAAGGCCGCUACGUCCUCGUCCCAACCACCUACAUCCCAGGUGUCCCCACAAAAUUUAUCCUCAGGCUCUACACAGAUGUGCCCUCAAAACUCAGGGAGCUGAAGGCAGAUAGGCCUAAAAUGACGUGUUGGAGUCUUCUUCGUGGCUACCCACGCAGAGUCACCCAAAUCAAAGUCCACUCUGCAGAGGGUUUGCAGAAACAAGACAGAUCAGGAGGAGCAGAUCCCUACGUGCUCAUCAAGUGUGAGAACCAAAGCCGGCGCUCCCCGGUGCAGCACGGCACCACCAGCCCCGUCUUCAACACCCAGGUGAUCUUCUACAGGAAGGACAUCGACAGUCCUGUCACCAUCCAGGUCUGGAGCAGCAGCCUCCUGAGCGACCGGUUCCUGGGGCAGGCGGUGCUGGCAGCGUCCCCCGGGGAGCCCCGCGAGCAGCGGAGGCUGCGGCUGCGGGGCAGAGGCGGCGGGGAAGCAGCCGAGCUGCCGGGUCACAUCAGCGUCACGGUGCUGUGCAGCGAUGACCUCGCCGAGCUCUGAGCGCCGCGGCCGCGCAGAGCCACACGGAG